Acanthoscelides obtectus is the source of this 737-nucleotide messenger RNA. The record is from the annotation of a GenBank genome assembly. Lineage: Eukaryota; Metazoa; Arthropoda; Insecta; Coleoptera; Chrysomelidae.
GGCAGCGUGCCCAGCUCUUUCGGAGAUAAUCAAGUUCACCAUUUUAAGCUUAAGGAUCUACACGAAUAAGUAUGAUAAGUCUUAGAGAAUUAUCACUUAAAAAAGUUGCAGAAUGUGUAAAAUCAAUCGUUACUUUUACUAUUGUGUCACCAUUACCAUGGACACUAACUGUGGAAGUUAUCAAGUGCUAUGCGAAUUUUAAAUGGUCAAAAAUAUUGCUUGAAGCACACGAUAAUCCUUUAACAGAUAUUUUAAUUAUACAAGCAGUGGAGCAUACAAGGGAAAUACCUAGUGAAACCCAUAGGAAGGCACUUUUAUGUCAAGCAAAUUUUGAAGACAUAUAUAUUUUUCCAAAGUAUUGUGUUUGGGUUAACAUUUGUUACAUUCCAGAAUAUAAUUUAAGAUUAUGUUGGGGCUGCUGUAACGCAUUUAUGGUAGUAUUAGGUCUCAGGAAUAAAAAAAGACCCACUGUUCUUCGAGACCAUUACCAUAUGAUAUUACAGGUUCAAGAAAUUCAUCGCUUAUGCAGAUCUACAAAUAUGUACUGUCAAAAUGACUUUUUGGAACUAUUGUUUGGUUUGAAAGACGAAUAUACUUGUGUAAAUGACCUACAUAACAUCGAUCAUUAUAAUAAUCACCCAUAUGUUACGAGAUUUGUAGAUUCUGGUAACGAUGAUUCCGACAUUGACUUUUAAGAAUGUAUGUAAAUGUGCUUGCAUAUACUGCUAAACAUUGAC